This is a messenger RNA of Monodelphis domestica (gray short-tailed opossum), 5654 nucleotides long. It is a transcript of the gene FAM131B, whose product is annotated as family with sequence similarity 131 member B. Lineage: Eukaryota; Metazoa; Chordata; Mammalia; Didelphimorphia; Didelphidae. The record is from RefSeq and is a predicted model, not a curated record.
GGCGGGGGGAGCCAAGUGGCGGCGGCGGCGGCGGCGGCGGCGGCGGCAGCGGCGACGGAGGCUACUGGAGGGAGGGAUGGAGGAGAAGGGAGGGGGGAGCGGAGCCGGAGCCCAGAGAAGACGGCGGCGGCGCUGCAGAGCGGCUGGGGCGGCGGCACGGCCCCAGGUGCUCCCCCCAGCGCCCGCCCAGCGCCUGUGAGGGCCUCGGCCCUGGCCCCCCGGAGUCAUGGGCUGCAUCGGCUCCAGGACUGUGGGGAAUGAGGUGAUUGCAGUGGAUUGGAAAGGUCUGAAGGAUGUUGACCAAAUCAACAUGGACAGCACCAGCUCCCUGCAUGGGAGUAGCAUCCACCGGCCAUCCACUGAGCAAACUCGAACAGAUUUCUCUUGGGAUGGCAUCAAUCUUUCCAUGGAGGACACAACCUCCAUUCUUCCCAAGCUUAAGCGGAACUCCAAUGCCUAUGGUAUUGGGGCCUUGGCCAAGUCAUCUUUCUCAGGGAUCUCACGUAGCAUGAAGGACCACGUCACAAAGCCUACAGCCAUGGGGCAAGGUCGAGUGGCCCACAUGAUCGAAUGGCAGGGCUGGGGGAAGGCUCCAGCUGCUCAACCACAGCACAGUCAUGAGUCUGUUCGAAGGGAUACAGAUGCCUACUCUGAUCUCAGUGAUGGCGAGAAGGAGGCUCGAUUCCUUGCAGGGGUUAUGGAACAGUUUGCUAUCUCUGAGGCCACACUCAUGGCUUGGUCUUCCAUGGAUGGUGAAGAUAUGAGUGUAAAUUCUACCCAGGAGCCACUGGGAUGCAACUACAGUGAUAACUACCAGGAGCUGAUGGAAAGUCAGGAUGCCCUAGCCCAGGCCCCAUUGGAUGGAUGGCCACAUUCCUAUGUAUCCCAAGGCAUGUACUGCUUGGGCUCCUCCGAUGCUUGGGAGGCAAGUGACCAGUCUCUCAUAGCCUCCCCAGCCACUGGUUCCUACCUUGGUCCAGCCUUUGAUGACUCCCAGCCCAGUCUGCAUGAAGUAGGGCCUUCUCAACCUCCACCUGGGAACUUAGCCCAGGGACCCCAGCCCUUACUGGGAGGAGACUCUGACUGGGCUCCAGGAGUGGGCGGAAUGGACCCAGCAAGGGAUCUGCCUGAGAAGAGGCAAAUGCCUGCUGAGGAGGAGGAAGAUGCAGGGUGCCGAGAUUUGGAGUCCCUGUCUCCUCGAGAAGAGCCUGAGGCAUCUGCUGCCCUCAGCCGGAAAGUAUCAGACGUUACAUCCUCAGGGGUACAGUCCUUUGAUGAGGAGGAGGGAGAGGCCAACAAUUAAUUCUCUCAGAUCUUUGUGCUCCUGCCCUCCCCUUCCCAACUUUACCAGAGGGGUAUGGCUGCAUCAAACAUCCUGAGGGCAAAGAGGAGCAGCACAGCCAAGGCAGGGCCAUUGGGCAGUGAGGGACCUAAGAGUUCCCAACGACCCCAGGAAUGGAAGGCAUCAGGAAAGAAAUCAUCCAUGCUUAACAUGCAGAGACUAUGGGGCUGAUAACUGAGACAGAGACACAGCUAUGUGGACUCGGAACCUUGAGCAGAUAAAGAAUGUCAAGGCUGUGGCUGUGGUGCAUGGGGCCUGCAAAUACAGAUCCUUACUGUAGAUGAAGCCUGAGGCAAUGGAGAUGGAUACCACAUCUGCAGAGAAUAGAGACUGGCUUGGGAAUAGAGAGCCUGUGGAUACAGAUUGGACCUCAAUUCUUCAUUCCCUUUAAUUUAGUCUUCCAGGCCUAGGCUCUUGGCUGCCUAGAUGCCUCCUUGCCACCCUCCCAGUAUGGCUUAUUUUUCAGACUCUGUUCAUCAUGGCCAUGGUCGCUGCUUAUUCCUGCCCUGAAUAGAUCACCUGGGCACUUGGCCAUGACUGUAGUGGAUGCCACUUCAGGGGGCCUGCUUUUGGAGUGAGUGUAGAAGCUACCUAAAGAGAGGCUUGCUAAUGAUUGUGUGGCUCUCUCUUUGGAAGAUAAAGAAGAUGCCUUUAGACAAGGAAUGGGCAUCAGAGGUUGAGGAUCAAUAACGUGUUCGCCAGGACACUUGGACACAUCCAGUUGUGAUUCAUCCAGGUAACAAGGACAUCUUGGUGGAGGUCAAGAAUGUGUCCUGAGAUAGCACGUGCUGGAUCUGGCUCCCUAGAUCAAAGACCCAUGUGGGAACUUGGCAUCUGGGAUGGAGAACAUGCUUUGGUCAGAAGUGAACCUAAGGCUCUAAGGGCUGCCCUAACUGGGUUGGUAGCUGCAGCAUUGAUUGGCCUUUGGUGUCUGCCUUCUCUUCUUCCCUUCCCAUCCCCACCUCCUGCUUCCUUGGCUUCUGCCUGGGUAGCCCAUCCCUGGGCAGAGAGGUAGGACAUGGCCUCAGUGUACUGACUCAGGUACCCUGGCAAGGGGGCUGAGCUUUGGGGCUAUGUCCCCCAUCCAUUCCCCUCUCUUCUCUGGAGCUGUUUACACUUUUCUCUUUGCCUUUUCUACAUUUUUAUAUCUUCUUGGGGACUCAGGGAUGAGUGAGAUGGUGGAGUUUAGGGGGACCCAGUAUCCAGACUGGAGUGGGGUGGUGUUUGGGGAUCCAGUCUCCAGACUGGAGUGGGGUCAUUUGCUGGAGAUAGAGGCAGCAUAGUCACUUGGCAAUUCUGCCCCUUCAUCUAGCACCCCACAGGGUGCUAUCCAUAUGGCUUAACCCUUCCCACUCCAGACUGAUAGGCAGUGGAUCAAGUGUCUCCCAGCAUAGGUAGGAGUCUGAUGGUGUGGCACAACCUGCAGAAAUCAUCAUUCUCUUAUACCCCCAUUGUUUAGAUUGCUCUGGGGCCCCUGGGGUCUACUGUGGGAACAGUCUGAGCUCUAGGACCCAAGAUUUUGAUAGGUAGUUCAGACACCUGAAAGGGAAGAGUGGAGAAUAAGGCAGCUUCCAGUGAACUGGACAGGUAAUAAAACUGGCCUCUGCCCUCCUUUAUCUCCCUUGUUCUGUACUGUCACACCCCUGUAUACCUCCAGUGUGUCAUCCAUUAUGUAAAUCCUUGGCAAAAGGAGGCACCCUGGAAAGGGAGAAAGUCUAAGGAGUCAAUUCCUUCCCCCCUCACACCCCACCUCACACCCCCAGCUCCCCAGAUACUAGCCCUUAUAACUUGUCCUCUUGAGUGUAUAUGUCUUGCUGCUAUUGAAAGGGGAUACUUUUUCCAGUUGCCCUAGGCCUGGCUGAGAGCAGAGCUCCCCAUAAGGUCCUGAUUAUCUUCUGGAAAGGGGGGGGCUUGGGAUGAUUGUCUGCCUAUCCUUUGACCACCCUUUCUACCAAGCACAUGGCAGAGCUGGUUUAACUAUCUCCUCUGGGGUUGGAGAGCUUGGUUGGAGGAGAAGGAAAGAGAGCCCCUCCCAUAACAUAUCUUGGGGAUCUUGUAGGGAUGGGUUUCAGUUCCUGGAAAACCAAGAGGUAUUUGAGUAUAAGUGACCAGGCUCCCAGAGGUAUCUGUAGGAGUACAUUUCCAGGAGCCUUGGGAAGUACCACCACCACCCACUAAUCCUCCCUGCUCUUACUCUCCUAAAAACUAGUCUUCUAUCCCUCCUCUCCAGCCAAGAUCCAGUGUUUCUCCUUGCCCAGCCUAGUCAUUCCCAUUUUGUUCUGGACCAAGUCUCCCUUUCUGUCCCUGGGCCUUUUGGGAUAUAGGAUCCUCUGGGUCCCCAAGGGAGUGAGAGGCCCACCCUAUGUGAAGUCCAUUUCCUGCAGUUCCUUUCUAGUUGAGGCCAUUGGGAAGGAAAUCAAGAGGGUUAAGGCUCAAGCCUUCCUCCUGGCUAAACCAAAUAGCCCAUGUUGGGGAGGAAAUUCCAAAAGGUGAACUGAUAGGUUCAUCUCUGAGUAACGGAAUGUCUACUCAGGGAUGCUAGAAGGGGAUCAUUGCAGGCCAAAGGGCAGGAAGGUAUCUGCUAUUCUGACAAGCACCCCCCACCCUCCUAAAGGAGGAGACAUAGGGAGCUGGACUGGGGUCUCUUUAGGACUCAUAGGGAAAGGGGGAGGAUCUGCCCCUUGAUUUUGCCUGGGGGGAAUGCAUGGGGGGUUAGACUUUUUGUAGGGGGGAGGGGCAUGUGCAGAAGGGAGGAUGUUGGGGGUGGGCUUCUGGGGUGCUUUUCUUUGGGGGGCCAGAUCUUGCAGCACGCUUUGCAGCAGCUGGGGGCUGUUUUUUUAUAUUGUGAAUGAAAUUGCUCUUGCUAACGAUGGGGUGGGAGUGGGGCAUUUUAAAUAUUCACUUUACUCAACAAGGAAAAACCCACACCAUCAUUCACCACCUCACCCUCUCCCCUCCUCCCCAUCCUUCCAUGAAGGAGGGAGUCUUCCUGGGCAUGUUGGGGAGGGGCAGGAAAUGAAGGGGACCUUCCUCCAUAUACAUACACAUCCUACACUUUCUGUCUUCCAGUUCUGGGGAACAUGCACUUUUGUGGCCAGUUUUUCUUUGCAUGUUUUCUUAAUGUGACCACCCUUUCCAACCCCAAGAGAGAUUCUAUGACAUAUAUCAAAGAGAGAAUUAUAUAUAGAUAUAUAUUGCAGAUUAUUUAAACUCAGACUUGCUUCAGUAUUGAAGUAUAUAUAUGGACAUGGGGUAGGAGUGGAUAUCCUACCUUCUGUCUUCCCCCUUCUCCCCCACCCCCCAGCUCCCUCUCCCUUAGGGAGAGGGGGCUGCAUUUUGUGGUUUGCAGCUCCUUCUCUAUACUAGGGAGUUAUAGGGAGUAAUGUUCGGGGUGGGCCAGAGGGUAUGUUCACUGGCACUAAACAGGAUGUGGUCUCAUAUUUUGGCUCUAGCUGUGUUUUAUUUGGCAGAGGUGGGGUGAGCCUGAGAAGCCACCAGCUGAAAUGGGGGACAGCUGGAUGUUCAAACUGAGAAGGGGAGCUGAAAGCAAGGGCAUCUGGGGGACCUCUAGAUGUCUUGGGCAUUAACCAUAACUUGUGGCUGGCAGAGGAGUGACUGGCUAGUGGCACUGAACACCAGCACAUUAACUGUUCUUAGCCAAAGUGGGAAGGGGGCAACUUAAUGACCACACUAUCUGUGAAGACUCUGGUUUUAGGACUGCAGCAUGGAACCCUGGCCUCAGGGUUAGGGGAGUCUGGUUCUAAUCUUGGUUGUGGUACUAGCCAGCUGUGUGACUUUAGGCAAAUCAUUUAACCUCUUGAGCUUUUGUUUUUUCAUUUGAAAAAUGAGGUUGGCUGGGAAAGGAUGGACUAGGUGAUCUUUGAAGUCCCUCCCAGCUCUGAUAUUCAGUAACUCCACAGCUUGAGCUGGGUGGCUUCCAGCACAAAGGAAAACUAAUGGAUGACCCUCUAAGAUAUCUUUGGGAUAUGGCAAAUUGGGGUGAUUGCCCUGCUCUCUGCCCAGGGAAGAUGUUAAGGGUGACUAGGCAGCUGAAGCAGCAAAAGGCUGUGGGUGGGAGAGAAAGUGGUGGCUGUACCAGCUGGUGCUUAAAAACAACAACAAAAACCAUGAAGCUCAGGCACAUGACUGGGGGGACUGGUGCUGGCUGUCUGACAACAACAGCCUCCUCCCCCCUUCUACACCACCCCUCUUGGAUUGCAUAAUGCCCUUUUGUGGCAUCUCUUUCUUCUUGAAGGCUGUCCUUGACAUUCAUUUGAACCAAAUUUAUCUGAAUAAAAAGUGUUGGCACCCA